UGUAUAGGGAGUUAACUACAGAAGAAGAUAAACAGGGUUUCUCCCUUCAUAGGCAUUAUAGCCUGGGAAACAAAAGAGUAAUUCGUUAUACAUAUGAUACAUAUUCUGAAGGAAAAAGGAAGUAGCAUGGAGAAUAACCAGGGGCCCUCUUUGAAGCAGGGAGGUCAUGGAACAAGUCACUGAGGAGAGAAAAGAAGAGUUUCAAAGAGAAGGCACACCAGUACGAAGUCUCUGAAGAGGGAAAGAGCUGAUAUGGCUGAGACAGAGAGAGGGGAUGGAGACGAGAUCUUGGUUUCCAUUCAGGAGCUUCCCUGAGUGGGGAAGAGAAAGAGGGCAGUUUCAGAGACCUGAGGCAUACUCAGGUGGAGGUGUCCAUGAAGCAGAUGGACCCACUGGAUCCUGGGCUUACAUCCUGCCCCCCCCCCCCUUUGCAACUAUGUGCCCCUGAGCAGGUAAAGGAGCUCGAGGCUUUGGGCGGGGAGCCCUGCUCCGCAUGAACAUCUGGCCAGCUGUCCCGGGGGCCUGCAAACAGUUCAAGCUCUGUGAGCAUUGUGUGGAGGGGCACAAAGCACACAACCUCUCUGGCUGCGUGUGGGAGCAGUGUCAGCCAGAGGAGCCAGGACACUGUGUGGCCCGAGCUGAGGUGGUCAAGGAAGGUUGCUCUGUCUACAACCGCUCAGAGUCGUGUCCAGCUGCCCACCACCACCCCACCUAUGAACCAAAGACAGUCACAACAGGGCUAGGAUCCUGGUCCACAGUGGCCUGCUAUGACCUGCACCCUGCAGGGAGCCCCCCAGUCCCUGAAGCCCACGGCCCUGGCUUUGAUGGGGCCAGCUUCAUUGGGGGCGUCGUGCUCGUGCUGAGCCUGCAGGCAGCGGCCUUCUUCGUCUUGCGCUUCCUCAAGGCCAAGGACAGCACCUACCAGACACUAAUCUGACCCCCUUCAGGCCUGGAUUCCACACUGAGGGGAAGGAGGAUGAAGAGGCUGCCCUCUCGGCCCCCUUGUAGGUGCCGGGGUGGGAAAAACUUUGGCCACCGAUUUCUGGCCCCUGUGGGCAUUAAGCAGGCUCAGUGCCUGGCAGCUGACAUCCCCUCCUGUCCUGGGCCUGGUACCUGCAGCUGAGAGCAUCCUUCAACCACCUCGCGUCUUAUCCAUUAUCCCUGUGGGCCCCCUGCUUGGCACGGGGUCUGUGCCUGCCUCUUCCCACCCACCUGGCACUGCCCCCAAAUAAAGGAAUUCUUUCCAGCACUGUGCUUCA
This is a messenger RNA of Leopardus geoffroyi (Geoffroy's cat), 1259 nucleotides long. It is a transcript of the gene CD164L2, whose product is annotated as CD164 molecule like 2. Bases 494 to 937 code for a protein of 147 amino acids. The transcript is spliced from 6 exons. Gene Ontology annotation, cellular component: cytoplasmic vesicle. NCBI's taxonomy places the organism in Eukaryota, Metazoa, Chordata, Mammalia, Carnivora, Felidae. The record is from RefSeq and is a predicted model, not a curated record.